Molecule: messenger RNA, 3694 nt
Organism: Macrosteles quadrilineatus (aster leafhopper)
Lineage: Eukaryota; Metazoa; Arthropoda; Insecta; Hemiptera; Cicadellidae
Gene: Enoph
Product: enolase-phosphatase E1
Exons: 6
Coding region: 167-2620 (817 amino acids)
Molecular function (GO): acireductone synthase activity; magnesium ion binding
Source: RefSeq, a predicted model, not a curated record
CUCCUUCUCCUUCUCCAUUUCACACCCGGCAGGGCUAGGGCAGUCCGGACGGUACCAUUUUCAUUUCACCAUUCUAAAUCUCAAGUCAUUACUAAAAUUAUUUCUAUACCAACUCACUUGUUCUUAAUAUUAAUUUUUUUAACUUUGGGCUCAAUAAUCUCGAAUAAUGUGCAGUGUAAAAAGAGAAAACAACUGUAUUACUGUAUCUUGUAAUACAGUUAUCUUGGAUAUCGAAGGAACUACAACGUCUAUUUCUUUUGUUAAGGAAACACUUUUCCCUUAUGUCCGGGAGCAUUUGGAAGCAUAUCUAAAAGAGAAUUGGGAUUCAGAAGUUGUUCAAGCCAUAGUUGAUGCUCUAAGGUCGCAGGCAAAAGAAGACAAAGAAAAGAAUCUGGAGGGCUUUCUCGACAUCCCAGUGGAUGGGGAAAAAGAUGAUUUGAUUAACUCUGUGAUCAAAAAUGUUCUUUGGCAAAUGGAUCUUGAUAGCAAAGCCAAAAGUCUGAAAGAUCUUCAGGGUUUAAUAAUGGAGAAUGGCUACAAAAAAGGAGAACUUAAAGGACAUAUCUACGAGGAUGUUGAAGAAAACUUAAAGCUAUGGACAGAACUUGGAAAAUGUAUCUACAUAUACUCAUCAGGAAGUGUACAUGCCCAAAAAUUGCUGUUUGGUCAUACCGGAAAAGGCGAUCUUUUACCGUAUAUCAAAGGACAUUUUGAUACUACUGUUGGGAAGAAAUCUGAUGUGGAAAGCUACAAAAAAAUAAUUGAUCUUAUUUCCUGCUCUCCAUCGGAAACUGUUUUCUUGACUGACAUUCCCAAAGAGGCGAGAGCUGCAAAAGGAGCUGGUUUGUUAGCAGCUUUGCUCUCUAGAGAUGGCAAUGCUCCAUUGGCAGAUGAGGACAAAGAAGAAUUUCAAGUCCUCACUUCAUUCUCUGAGGUUCAAUUUGAGAAUACUUUUAAAAAGAGGAAGGUAUGUAGUAAUGAUGGCCAAAUUGACAAUAAAACUGUUGAAUCGUGUGAGGUUUCUGUUAAAAACCCAAAAGAACCUACAAACUCCACCUUACCAAAACAACAUGAUGAUAAGAUGGAAGUUGAAGAGAGCUAUUGUGAAGCAAAAAUUUGUAUUCCAGAGAAAACAGAUUGUGAAAGAAUUGCUGAGAAGAAAGAUCAUUGCCUGCAAGAAGUUACUGGAAAUAGUGAUGUUGAAAUGAGACCGACUAAUGUGACUAAAGGGGAAAAAUCAAGCAAAAAAAUUGACUGCGAGAAUGGAUCUCAAAUGGAUGGUUUGAGCAAUAGUGAUAUUGUGUCGGAUAAAUUAAAUAUUGACGAACAUCAUGAUAAGAGUAAUAAAGAAAUUGUUGAUAAAGACACUAAAUUAUCUAACAAAACAUCCCAUGAAACAUUGGAUCCUGUUGCUGUGAAUGGUAAGUCUGAGAAUCUCAAGGCAGAAAGCCAACAUUGUGAAGACAAAGCUUCAAACAAUGAAGACAACUGUAAAUCAAAUGGAAAUGCAGGAAUCCAGAAACCUAAAGAAGGUACCAUGAAGGAUGAUGAAAGCAGCCAAGCUCAAAAUGAUCAGAAUCGUGAAUCAAAUAGAAACGCAGAAAUCCAAAACCCUAAAGAAGUUGCAACGAAGGAUGAUGAAAGCAUCCAAGCUGAAAAUAAUCUGAAGUCCCUCAAUGGAAGGGAACCAAACAAAUGUGAUGAUGAAACCAUUACGAUUGAAAACUCUAAAGCUAGUCCACCAACCAAUUUAAAUGCUCAUGAUAUGAAUAGCGCCAAUGAUGAAAACAGCCAAAUAAAACCUAUUAAUGGUGACUGUUCUGAAGGGAAAAUAUCUAAAAUUUCACAAAAUGAUUCAGCAGAAGAUUCAGUUGAAAAUGGUGUGCCACUUCUGAAUGAGUCUAAUGCAGAUGACAAACCCCUGAAUAUUCCAUCAGAUGUACAAGUAUUGAAUGAAAUAACUGCUGAACCUUGUCUAGAAUCUAAAGUAGAAAAUGAUGACACUAAGGUAUCUACUCAAUUACCACAAGUUGAUAAAUCUGCAAAAACUUUAAUUGAUAAUACCGGUAUUUCAAAUGAAGUAAAAAACGCUGAUGAAUCUAGUCCACAAAAUGCCAUUGGUGGAGGUAAAAAGAUGAAAACUGAUGAAAUAGACACCCAAACCAUAAAUUGUAAAGAUGAAUUUUCAAAUCUUGAAUCAAGUAAAGCUAAAGAUGGGUCUAAAUCUGAUGUUUUAGUUCCAGAGUUAAACUCAAAUGGUUGUGACACAAAAGAAAUUGUAACCAAGACUCCCAUUGAUACGUCAAACCAGGCAAAGAGUGUAGACCUAGCAAAUAAAAAGACAUUAGCCAAGGAUGAUGAUGAUGAUGAUGAUGAAACUGCUAAACUACCGCAGACUGAAAAAGCAAACACACUUCCUGACAAGCAUAAUAACGUCUCCGAAAAAUCUAGUUCAUCAGAUGAACAAGUCACUAAGGAAAGCUCAAUUGAAAAAAAUCAUGAAGAGAAUGAUUGUUUCAAUGACAAGUCAGCAAAUGAAGUUGAUGAUACAAAGCUAUGUGAAGUAAAGAAAUGCGAAGUUGCAGAAGCUCCUACAAUUUCUGCUGUUGUGGAAGCUUAAAUGCUGUUAUUCAGUAUUUCUUCUAUUUAUUUUUACAACUUUAGGUUAACAUGUUAAUGAAGAGUAUACGUUUUUGUGUUUUGUGAUGAAGUAAGUUUAAGUCUUUGAAUGGAAUGCUCACAUGUAUGUGAUAUACUUAAAAUCUCAAUUUCACCACAGUUACAGAUAGUUGUUUUAUAAUGAGCUUUUUAUUUUUUAAAUAAAUUAAUAAUAAUAUACAAGCACUUUGUGCCCCAAAAAGUUUAGGUUGGAAUGGCAAAUUGUAAAACUAUCAUUAUUUUUCAUUUCAAUCAGAAACAUAAACUCUGGUGUUAAAUGGUUUUGUAAGUCGUCUUUAUAACUUUAAACUUAUUGAAGACUGAAUUUAACAUUUAAGGAAUUGUUCCUAUUUUUUGAGGGAUUAGAAUCUUUGUUCCUAUUUUUAGAGGGAUUAGACUAUUAGAAAAGACUUCUUGCACUUGACAAGUUGUUAUAUGAAUCUGAAUUUAAUGAGACUGAUUUGUUUGGAUUUUAAGUAUUUAUAUCUACAUAAGACUGACUUAUGAGAGGGAUUUUUAUAAUUCUAAUUAAUCUGCAACAUUUCCUUGAUUCUUAAUAUUAAUGAAAUCCUUUUACUGUAAAAUAUGUGAUUUAUAGCUUAAACACAGUUUUAAUUCAGUAUAGUUGCUCUUACGUUUUUAUUGAUAAAUAGAUUAAACAUUGUGAAAUUGUAACAUGACCAAGCUUAAGUUUCUUGUGCUUUCGUUCUGUAAGAAAAGGAUUUUACGUUAGGUUACUGUGAGUUUUACGUUAGAUUACUGUGUGUGUAUCAUUGUGGUUACUUUGGUCUUCACCACCUUUACGUUGUAAGUACCAUACUGUUCUUAUGUAUUAUUAUAACAUAUUCCUGCAAUUUGUUCCUAUUAUUAGGCUAGCGUGUUCCUUUAUCCAGUGUAAUAGUACCAUUGUACCGGUGCUUUAAUUAAAUUUCAGCUUGUGUGCAAAAUUUAUCACCGUUUUUGUAUCUUAAUAAAAGUGACUGAUUGUUAACUAAACUGCAAAUUCAGAUUUAAAAAUAAAAUGAUUUUUCAUUAA